Messenger RNA from Manis javanica (Malayan pangolin), 1794 nucleotides. It is a transcript of the gene PLEKHO1, whose product is annotated as pleckstrin homology domain containing O1. Gene Ontology annotation, cellular component: ruffle membrane; muscle cell projection membrane. Lineage: Eukaryota; Metazoa; Chordata; Mammalia; Pholidota; Manidae. The record is from RefSeq and is a predicted model, not a curated record. Gene Ontology annotation, biological process: regulation of myoblast fusion.
AGCCGCUCCCCAGCUGGGAUCAGGUCUGUCUUCUUCGCCCUCAGCGAGUCGGAAACAAAGGAGGUGAAGGGGGCGCGCACUCUGCGGCUCCGCGAUUCGCCCUUUAUUCUGAACUCGCAACGUCAGCUGGCCGGCGGACGGAGCCGCGGGGCGCCGGCCGGGCCGGGGGAGAGGCCGCCGGGGCGCAGGGAUGGAGGGCGCCGAGGGGCGGGGAGCGGGCGGGCGUGUGUGCGAGGGUGAGGGAGGCCGGCCUCUAGUGUAACCGGAGCUACAAAGGAGGGGAGCGCCGGGGAGAGGGAGGGCGGAGCGGCGGCGGCGGCGGCGGGGGCUUCUCCGCCACCCUCCCCCUGGGCAGGCGCCCCUCCGAGCGGCCUCGGCGCCCGACGCGGGGCCGCCUCCGGCGCCUUCCCCAGCGCCCGCGCGCCCACCCGGAAUGAUGAAGAAGAACAAUUCCACCAAGAGGGGGCCUCAGGAUGGAAAUCACCAGUGCGCACCUCCUGAGAAGGUCGGCUGGGUCCGGAAAUUCUGCGGGAAAGGCAUUUUCAGGGAGAUUUGGAAAAACCGCUAUGUGGUGCUGAAAGGGGAUCAGCUCUACAUCUCUGAAAAGGAGGUAAAAGAUGAGAAAAAUAGCCAAGAGGUGUUUGACCUGAGUGACUAUGAGAAGUGUGAAGAGCUCCGGAAAUCUAAGAGCAGGAGCAAGAAAAAUCAUAGCAAGUUCACUCUUGCCUACUCCAAACAGCCUGGUAACACGGCUCCCAACCUCAUCUUCCUGGCAGUGAGUCCAGAAGAGAAGGAAUCAUGGAUCAGUGCUCUCAACUCCGCUAUCACUCGAGCCAAGAACCGCAUCUUGGAUGAGGUCACCGUUGAGGAAGACAGCUAUCUUGCCCACCCAACUCGAGACAGAGCAAAAAUCCAACACUCCCGCCGCCCCCCGACUCGGGGACACCUAAUGGCUGUGGCUUCAACCUCUACCUCGGAUGGGAUGCUGACCUUGGACCUGAUCCAGGAGGAAGACCCUUCCCCAGAGGAGCCAACCUCUUGUGCUGAGAACUUUCGGGUCGACCUGGACAAGUCUGUGGCUCAGCUGGCAGGCAGCCGGCAGAGGGCAGACUCAGACCGCAUCCCGCCCUCCUCAGACCGGGCAAGUGGCCUUCCCCCACCAUGGGAAAGACCAGACAAGGGGGCCACCUACACCCCUCAAGCACCCAAGAAGUUGACCCCCACAGAGAAAGGCCGCUGUGCCUCUUUGGAGGAGAUCCUUUCUCCGCGGGACACUGCCAUGGCCUGCACCCUCCUGCUGCGGACCCAGGAACCCCCAGCCCUCAUCCCACCUGCCCUGGGGCAGCUGUCCCGGAUCCAGGACCUGGUGGCAAGGAAACUGGAGAAGACUCAGGAGCUGCUGGCGGAGGUCCAGGGCCUGGGAGAUGGGAAGCGGAAGGCCAAGGACCCCCCUUGGUCUCCUCCUGAUUGUGAGUCAGAGCAGCUGCUGCAGGAGACAGAGCGGCUGCUGGGAGAAGCAUCGUCGAACUGGAGCCAGGCAAAGAGGGUACUGCAGGAGGUCAGGGAGCUGAGGGACCUGUACAGGCAGAUGGACCUGCAGAGCCCCGACGGCAACCUCAGUCGGACCCCCCAGCACAGCCAGUACCGGAAGAGCCUGAUGUGAAGGAAGGGGCUGGGGUCUGGAGCCUGGUGGGGUGCACAGACUCUUCAUCUCCCAAGUGUUGCAGGAUAAAGCUUUUUUAUUUACCUCAGUCAAAAAAAGAAAACAAAAACACAGUCAAACUUGUUGCUCUU